Molecule: messenger RNA, 2556 nt
Organism: Ostrinia furnacalis (Asian corn borer)
Lineage: Eukaryota; Metazoa; Arthropoda; Insecta; Lepidoptera; Crambidae
Product: zinc finger BED domain-containing protein 1-like
Exons: 2
Coding region: 537-2528 (663 amino acids)
Molecular function (GO): DNA binding; protein dimerization activity
Source: RefSeq, a predicted model, not a curated record
CACGAAAAAAGUAUCGAUACUUUAUGGUAUCGAGUAGGUUUCUUUUCGAUACCGAUACUUUUGUACUCGAUAACUUGUAUUCGAUACUUUUACUUACCAAGUACUUUUGACAGAUAUCGUAUCGAAUAAAUUACUUGUUUUUUUAUUUAUUCAUAAUUUAUGGCAACAUUUGCAACGCCAUCUUGUUCAAUCUUGCUGAAGCUUUCAUUCAUAGAGAUAGUUCCGUUGCCGGUAGGUUGCCGGAUUCACAUUUCAUUUGUUUAAUUAGUCUAUGGUUCAUUGGCUGUACUGUAGCUGUAUGGACUUAGAUCCCUUUGCCUAACCUCACGAAAAAAUCAUACAAAAAAAACUCUGGUUCAUUCGUUCGUUGUUGUUAACUGACAGUUGGUUGUUAUUUAUAACAUGUUGAUAUUUAAUGAUUUUCUUGCAUUAUUGAUAAAUGAUAAUUGACUUAUUGAUAUUUCAACCUAUUCAGAACAGCACUCACAAUUAUUCUGUGUUUGUAUCGGGAUUUGAAUCAGUGCAAUAUCCAAAGAAUGCCGCCUACCAAGAGUGACGUUUGGCAGUAUUUCGUCAAGAUUAACAAAGAUGAGGUGAAAUGUAAGAUUUGUUUCAAAACUUUAAAAUCGUCAGGGAAUACGUCAAACAUGAAUAAACAUUUAAAGAAACACCCUAAUUCUGAUGCCUCAAGUGUAAAAGGAGAUAAAAAACAAACGACGAUGUCGACGAUUCAGAAAAAGUUAGAACUGUCGAAUUUAACGAGUCGUGAUCACGAACCCCAACCAUCAACAAGUACAUCGAAAGCACCUGAAUCAGAUGCAUUGCUAACAACUCCUUCACCAUCUGAUGUCGAGAGAAUUCCAAUAGUAAUCAGUGGUGAUGGUGAGUUAGAAGAAACCUAUGCACCACCUCCAAAAAAAAGGCAACUUUCAAUUGUACAAUCAAUGGAACGAAAAUACUCUUAUUUGGAUGGAGGAAAAGAUUAUUUGAAACUCUGCAAAUGUUUGCUUUAUUUUAUUUGCGUUGAUAAAAGACCGUUUGACAUUGUGAAAGGGCGUGGGUUUAAAAAAUUGAUGCAUCAAGCAUGUCCAUCAUUUAAAAUUCCUCAUGUAGAUACCCUUAAAGCACAAUUCGAACACUUUUAUAGUGUAAUGCGUUUGAAAAUAGAAAAUAUAUUUGACAAUGUAGAUCACGUGGCAUUAACCUGCGAUAUUUGGAGUGAGAUGAUGACUGUUACCAGUUAUUUAGGGGUUACUGCUCAUUAUUUGCAAGAAGACAAACUGGUGUCACGUUGCAUAGCUACCGUUGCACUGGAUCAGCGUCAUACUGGUGAUUUUAUCGCUGAAAAAUUAAAAGAAAUUUGUGCAGGUAUACACAUCAGUUUGGAUAAAAUAACUGCAGUAGUUACAGACAAUGGCUCGAACAUGAUAGCCGGCAUAGCAAAUUUUCUAGAAAAGAACAAACAUUUACCUUGCUUUGCUCAUACAAUUAAUCUAAUUGCUGAAUCUGCCAUGUCAGUCAAUGAUUUAGGAGCAUUAGUAAGCAAGGUACGAGACAUUGUAAAAUUUUUCAAGAGCAGUGUAAUCCUCAGUGACUCUUUACGUCAAAAGCAAACUGGGUCUCAACCUCUCAAACUGAUUUUAGACGUGAAGACUCGGUGGAAUUCCGUCUAUUAUAUGCUACAGAGAUACAUUGAAUUAGCACCAAUAGUUCAUCAAAUUUUGAUGUUAAAUACAAAAGCACCACCCACACCAUCGGCUGUAGAAAUGCAAAAUAUUAAAACAUUGAUUUGUAUUUUGAAACCGCUGGAGUAUGUAACCAAAGAGUUAUCAGGUGAACAGUAUGUAACCAUUAGUAAAAUAAUUCCGAUGGUGAACUGUUUGAAGACGCAGAUUAAUACUAUACCUAUGGCUGUAGGUGAUGGUGAUGAUCCCCAUGGAAAGGUAAUAGAUACAGUAAAAAAAGAAAUCCUAAAACAGAUAGAACGCCGAUUCGGACAUAUUGAAGGUAAUUAUUUGAUUGCAAUGUCAUGUUUGCUAGAUCCGAGAUUCAAGAAUAUCCAUUUUCAGGACGCUAAAGCUUGUGCAAAGGCAAUUUCUUCACUGAGAAGAUAUAUAACAACGUCUCCUAGUGUUAUCGGCAGCGAUCAUGACAGCGAUUCCUCUCUUGAAACAACUUACGAUUUUUGGAGUCACCACAAGAAAUUAGCUCACACGAAAAAGCGAAGUAAAACCAGUGCUUCAUCACAGUUUGAAAAUAAGGAUGAAAUAAGCCAUUAUUUAUCUACACAGGUUUCGCCACUCUCUUUGGAUCCUCUGAAACAAUGGGAAGACAUGAAAGUUGUUUUCCCAAAAUUAUAUAAAUUGGCACGAGAAUUUUUAUCGAUUCCUGCGACUUCAGUGCCCUCAGAAAGAUUGUUUUCGAAAGCUGGAAGUACAAUUACUAAAACCCGUAACCGCCUAUCGCCAAAAAGGCUCGACAAACUUCUUUUCUUGAGCGAUUGUACCGAGGAGGAAUGGGAUUUAUAAUAUUUUAGAUUAAAAAAUUGUGGCUUUA